GGCGUUUACUGUGAAGUUCAAAGGUCCGGACUCCUGUAGGUGUUCAUAAACGCUCAGCACACAUAAAUCCGGCAGUGAGAGGAGCUACUGAUCUAUAUUGUAGUUUCAUUUUUACCACAUUUACAAACGCAAUGGCGCGAGUGGAAGUAACCAAUGUGACCGUUUCUCAGGGGGUUCGUAUGUUGUUCAGUUUAAUGACUCCUAAUGAAUCCUCAUUCGCGACUGUACGAGAGGUGCCGACAUAUGUCAACCAGGCCACACCAUAUUUCAUUGGUUUGAUAUUAUUGGAGAUUGUGUUGGGAUGGUUAAAAACAGAUGGCCCUCGCAUCAAGAUCAACGACUUCAUCACGUCUUUGUCCGCAGGGAUGAUGUCGCGUCUGCCUCAGCUCGUGAUGAGAAGUUUGGAGCUGUCAGCUUAUAUUUAUGUCUGGAACAACUUUCGUGUAUUGGAGCUUCCCUGGGAUUCAGCUUGGACGUGGUGGCUUGCGUUUCUUGGUGUGGACAUGGGAUACUACUGGUUCCAUCGAUUCGCCCAUGAGUUAAACUUCCUGUGGGCUGCCCAUCAGGUUCACCACAGUUCUGAAUACUACAAUCUGUCGACAGCACUACGCCAGUCUGUCACCCAGCAGUUUUCCUCAUGGGUGUUUUACCUUCCUUUGGCACUGAUGGUCCCUCCGUCAGUAUUUGCAGUGCACAUACAGUUUAACCUGCUGUAUCAGUUCUGGAUUCAUACUGAGUUGGUCAAAAAUCUUGGACCUCUGGAGUGGAUCCUAAAUACUCCCAGCCACCAUAGAGUUCAUCAUGGGCGAAAUCCAUAUUGCAUCGAUAAGAAUUAUGCGGGAAUUCUGAUCAUAUGGGACAGGAUGUUCGGUACGUUCACUCCAGAGAGUGAUAAAGUUAUCUAUGGGCUCACACACCCAAUCAGCACAUUUGAAAUCUGGACUGUCGAGUUCCUUUAUUAUCCGUACCUAUGGCAGAGGUUCUGGGAAACUGAAGGAAUUUCAAAUAAGCUGUCCAUCAUUUUUAAAGGGCCAGGCUGGACUCCAGGAAAACCAAGACUGGGAGACAUUGCUGAUAUACCCCAGAUUACAGGAGAGGAAAUGCCUCACGAUCCUGCAUGGUCCCCUGCAAUGCAAGCCUAUGUGUUUGUACAGUUCAUGCUUCUGAUAGAUGUAUAUAACAACUUGUUAAUGUAUCAAAUGAUACUAUCUGGGCUGACUGCACUUCUUUUGACUGCCUACGUAUUACUUUCUCUAACCUCUCUGGGCUUCCUAAUAGAUCAGAGGGCUAAUGCAGCUGAAUUGGAGAUGCUGAGAUGUGUUUUGAUAGUGGCUCUUCAACGGUUUGGUUACAUUAAGCCUCUAGUGCCUCUGUUGGCUUUUCUGAUUGAAGUCUUUGUCUUAAUCUCUGCAGUCUACUGGGGUCUACAGUUUGUGAAUCAGCGAACUAACAGGAUGAAGAAACAAAACUAGAUAAGACAUCAACUGACAUCAACAGCAAGCAACCUCAUACUGAUGCAUUACGAUACAGUGUCCUGCACCGGUGACAUCUUUCAUAUAUUUAAUCAUGAAAUUUGUCCUUUUAAUUUUACAAAAAAAAAAAAAAAAAAAAAAAAAAAAAAAAAAAACCUGCUGCUCUCACAAACUUUUCACACUGAUUUUGGUUUGGCAUUGAAGCGAUGCUAUAAAAAGCAUGAAUUAAUAUAUUGUAAAGACAACAUGGUUUGUAGUUCUUCCAGCUUAAAACUAACUUUUCAGCCAUAAUCAAUGCAUGUGGUAUAUAAAAAUGCAAAAGGUACCUAUUAACUGUAGCUUAAUCUGCAUGCAUGCUAUUAUUUGAAAUGUAUAUAAAUAAUGCAAGUACAAUAACUAGUGUAAUAUAAAGAAUUUUGUAAAAUUAUACACCAGUUUUGUCAUACUGUACAGAAAAUACCUGACCUCUUAGUGACAACAUGAAGAACCAACAUGCUUUUAGGUAUAAUUUAUAAUUUUAAACCAAAAAAGUCUGCUUGUUAUCGGUGGUCUGAUUUCAUGUAAUUGUACAAGUUACCACCAGGUGGUGCUAGCAGGACCCCAAAAAAUUGUGUCCCCGUUUCAUUCAAUAGCCUACAUGUGUUUAUUGAUUAUUUAAUUGCUGGUCAGUGCCAGUUUCAGUGGAGAGCAAUUACACUAUACUGUCAUAUGACAAGAAGAAAUGAUUAGUUCAAAGAAAGUGUUUGUUUUAAAAUUUAUUAUUAUUAUAAAUAAUGCUUAUAGUAGUGAUAGUAAGAAAAAAAAUAUACCCCCCACCACAAUAAAAACAUUAAUUCCUUUCUAACAUA
Cyprinus carpio (common carp) is the source of this 2320-nucleotide messenger RNA. Its product is annotated as alkylglycerol monooxygenase-like. NCBI's taxonomy places the organism in Eukaryota, Metazoa, Chordata, Actinopteri, Cypriniformes, Cyprinidae. Gene Ontology annotation, biological process: lipid biosynthetic process. The transcript is spliced from 13 exons. The record is from RefSeq and is a predicted model, not a curated record. Gene Ontology annotation, molecular function: iron ion binding; oxidoreductase activity. Gene Ontology annotation, cellular component: endoplasmic reticulum. Bases 132 to 1472 code for a protein of 446 amino acids.